AUGACCCAGAGGCGCAAGUCUUCUGUGGGAUCGCACCCGCCGCCACCCAAGUCUGUGGCAGACAAGGCUGCUGCAGCGGCUGUUGUGCUAAACCGCUACCGUCUUGAAUACCAGAAUGACUGGGAUAUACCCGCGUCAAUAAUAACUUCGAAAGAGCUCAUCAAAGGAUUCAUUGAUCGCAAAGAGUCGAUUGAGCUCAUCUUACCAGCAUUCCCUUUCAAGUCGUCCAAUAAGUCGCAAAAGGUGCUUGGUUCGCUCCCAGAUGAAGCAGAACGCGUCUCAUUGUUGCACCUCAAUGGACUUUGCGAAUCUAUCAAGGAGGUGACAGAAAAUGACUGUCAUCUAACAAUCAUCUCAGACGGCAUUUCGUACAAUGAUCUCUUAGAUGUCUCUGAUAGCGAAGUGUGGACGUACGGCCAGACUCUACGCUCCAUGGCUCAGGAAAUGGGAUGCAGCAACAUCCGGUUUUCACGCAUUUACGAGCUCUUGGGAUCAGAGUACAGCCAUUAUACCACGUUAACGGAAGAAGAAUAUCUUCGCAUGGUCCCCGAGUUUCGAAAAGGGCUCGAAAGCAAUCUGCCCGAUGGAUACAAUGUCGCAGAAGAAAUCUCAAAUAAUGCGGAUGUGACCGCUACAUACCGCGGCUACAAGAAGUUCCUGGAGACCGAGCGAGACACCAAGCUCAGCCGUUCAAGAGCCGACAAGGAAAAUGCCGAGAUUGCCAAACGCAUGCUGAAUCGCGGUAAAGCUUUCGCGCAAGCUAUCAAAAAGAGAUUCCCAGUCUCUGUCCGUCUGUCAAUCCAUCCCUCUACCGAUGUUGACAAAAUCUCGAUUGCGCUGUUGCCCCAGGAUAACGAUGUGCCCAUGACUCCUUGGCACGGCGCCGUUGUACGCAAAGUUGACGGAACUAUUACCAUGAUGCAUGCCUACAAGGUUCUGGCUAUUUCCCAUGAGAUUGUUUACAAGAAUGGUCGUCCCAUGUACUUCAGGGAGCGAUCUGACCUCUUCUCGUGGAAUGAAAAGGACCUGGACUUUGAGUACCUUUACCCAACGGGCAUGAUAGUUCGACCACGACACGUCCGAUCUGCCAAGAACGCGCUCUGCACUGUCGAUAUGCAAAAAGUCCGCCAAUUGUCUGAGCUAUGCUCUCCUGUUGUCCUCCGUGGCUUCACAGACACUAGGGACCGCCGCGCCUUUACCGCCAAAGCAUAUGACCUCGGCACGGUUUUGCCUUGGAAGUCGGGCGUUAUCCAGGAAGUCAAAGAUGAGCGCAAUUCGGAUGCCUCGAGCAACAGCGUUGUUUCAAAAGAGGCUAUGCCCAUGCACUUUGACGGCAUGUUCAAGCUGAAAACCGUCAAGGAUGAGAAGACGGGAGAAGACAAACAGGUGUCUGAUGUUCCGCGGUUUCAGUAUUUUGUUUGCCAGGCGGCCGCGCCUCCCGGAGACGGCUACACGCUGUUUUCGUCUUCGAACCGGUUUGUGCAUUACUUGCCGCAGUCUUACAACAUUAAGAAGCUGUCCAAGAUCCGUUGGAGCACUCAUAGCCAUGGCUAUUUCCAGCAUGAUAUGAGCGACAUUUCGCUGAUUGUGCCGCAUCCCUCGCUGGGGACGCCGUGCGUACGCUGGCUCCAGCCGUGGCCUCGCUGGAAGACUGCUUACAACUCCCAUGACAUUAGCAUCGACAACGGCUCGCAGAAUCUCAUUUCUCUGGUUGAUUCCAUUCUUUUUGAUCGCCGAGUCUGUCUCUAUUUCACCUGGGAAAAGGGCGACAUACUGGUGUCUGACAACUUUUCGAUGCUGCAUACACGCACUGCAUUUAGAGGAGAUUGUGACCGCGAGCUGUGGCGUAUCCACGUUGACUAG
This is a messenger RNA of Trichoderma atroviride IMI 206040, 1863 nucleotides long. Lineage: Eukaryota; Fungi; Ascomycota; Sordariomycetes; Hypocreales; Hypocreaceae. The record is from RefSeq and is a predicted model, not a curated record.